CUACACUGCCAUCCCUCUCUUUUCCAAGGUGUUAAGAGUAAAGUGUUAAGUGUCUACAUGGGAAGUCCGCAACCAUACAACCAUUACUACCUGGUUAACUAGUCCACCACCUACCCACUUAUUAUCAUCUCAUUAAACAGCUAAGCAACUCACAGUAACCUCAGUAUACCACUAUUUCUCUCUGUUCUAAGUUGUUAAGUAUAAAGUAAAGUAAUAAAAGUGGUGUGUAAGUGUGAAGUGCUCAACCACACAACCAUCACCACCUCAUUAAACCGUCAAGGAGAGUAUCUAACCCAACUCCUCUUUAAUGUAACCCUAUUCAAAGCUUCAGAUCUGAUUCAAACCUUCCCAGCCCCUUAAAGCGCCUGUCUCAUUGGGUUAGUCAGGGUCUUUUCCUCUCACCUCUUUGCUAGGGAAGGGCAGGCACCUCACACUACCUGAAUAUAGUCUAACCCAGCAUUCUCUGACCUCAAGGCUCCCUCCGCCCAAGCCUAACCUGACCUACGCUUGCCCUGACCUGACCUCAACUGACCUGACCCCUCGGAAAAUGGCGGCCUGGCCCGGGUAGUGCGUGGGAUGCCGGAGACGCGCGCCCCGCCUCCGCCGCCGCCUUCACACUUCCCUCGGCACACUCGGAAGGGGAGUGUGGGGGCUCGGAGGGUCAUGGCCACCGGCAAGACUUGUUUUAUUUUCAGGAAAAGAGAUAUUGAUGUGGGAGGGGUCAGGCCGCUGGUGUCGAGGGCGGAGAUCAACUGCGUGCGGCCUGGUGUCUCCUCGCGCUCGGGGAAGCCUACGUACAAGUCCCAGGAGGAGCAGUACCAGGAGAUCCAGGAGCUACGUCAGGAGCUGGGUCACCUUCGGGAAGAGAACUCGACCCUUCGGACACGCAGCCGUCGCCUCGAGGAAGACUUAGUGAGGAGAGACAGACAGAUACAGCAGCUGAUGGACCCAACCAAGAAUGACGAGGCUCGCCGGAAGCUGACGGACAAGGGGGCGUCCCUCGUGGCCAGCCUCAAGCUACGAGUGUCCCGCCUGGAGGCCACGCUCAGGGCCAAGGAGGCAGAGCUGGCCCGCCUCCAAGCCUCCGCCAAGGCCACGGCGCUCAAUGAGAUGAAGAUCGAGGCGGAAACUUACUAUCAGGAGGUGGUGAGACUCAGAAACCAGCUCAACAUUGUACAGCAACAACAGCAACACCAACAGCAGUACUUCCCACCACCACCACCUCCGCCAAGCCAACAACAUCACCACCACCACCACCAGCCAUCCGCACCACCACCACCUCCACCACCACUGCACAACCACCUUCAGGAACAGGCACAGCUCAACACCACACCACCACACAACCACCAGGCCACAACACACUCCAGCGCGAUGAGAGGGAAGCGGGAAAAUCGAGAGGGAGGCCGAGAGGGAGGGAGAGAGGGAGGGAGAGAGGGGCCACAGGAUAGGAGAGGGGGUGGAGAUGGCCAGGAGUCUCCCACCACGAGUCUCCGUCACGCUAUAUCGCAGCUUGAGGAGGAGAACGCAAGGCUCGGACAGCAGGUCUCAGCGCUUACAUCGGAGAAGGAGAAGCUGGUGGCUGAUCUUGAGAGGGUGCUGGGCCUGACGGAUGAGGUGAAAGGCAACUACGAGGGUCUAAGUCGCGCCGAGCUGAUGAGGGAAGUGGAGCGCAGGGAGGCUGAGGUUGGUCGCUGGGAGGCUCAACACAGACAGCUGACCGAGGCACUGGGACGGCACUCGGAGGAAAGCUCGGCCCUUCUGCAGGCGCGAGUGGCAGAGCUCCAGGGCCGCGAGGAGGAGUGGAACAGGGAGCGAACGAGUCUGCAGGAGCUGGUCAACACCCUCAAGGACGACCGCAUCUUUUACAAGGAGACGGCGCAAAAGAAAGACUCCGAGUUGGACGGUCUACGGCAGGAGGUUCAGUCUCUACAGCAGGAGGUUUCAGGCCUACAACAGCAGAGGCCGAGGCGUGGUGGUGGUGGCGGCGAACGCACCACCACCACCACCACCACAACCGGCUCUGCUCACCACCGCCCUGCGCACCACCACCGGCCUGGAACUGCGACUACUGCCUCUCGGUCAGGUUCAAGCAGUGACGCCCAGACCCCACCAAGCCGCCGGCCGCGCCCCGCCAGUGCCAGACCGCCCGCCCCAGGCACCAGACCGACCCGCACUUCCAAGGCGUCCAGCGAGCCCCGGGAAGUCCCUCCGAGUCCAUACAGGCAGCGCACCCCUUCCCAACAGCCCACAAGGAAACCCCAGCCUGCUAAAUCCACCUCCACUCGCACCUCUUCCGUCUCCUCCACCUCCCCCAGAAAGCAGAUUGGAAGUGGAAGAAGUGGAUCAGGGCAGAGUAGACAACCCACAUCAUCCUCGUCCCUGUCCUCAAAGACCCCGACACCGACAGCUUCCCCGAGUAAGCUCCCGGGAAGGCUUGGGUCAACAUCUUCAUCCCCACAGCACAGAGGAAGCCUGACCUCACCCCAGCACAGAAACGGGGUCACGAGGUCACCCAGGCAGCAAAACGGGGUCAUGGGUUCACCACAACACAGAACAGGGGUCAACGCAGGGUCGCCGAAACUCAAAAACCAGGUCAACGGGUCGCAGGUCAAGCCAGGAAGCCCGAUCAAAACCCCAACUCCAAGGUCUUCCUCGAGGUCGUCAACUCCCUCCUCAGCCCCCAGGUCUUCCCCACAUAAGGUCGCUGCCUCGCCCCGUUCGCCGUCUAAGGUCCCUCAGCCCAGCCCCAGGAGGAAGGGGUCUAGUGAGGGGUCUGCUGGUGGUGGCGUGAGUGCAAGACAGACGCCGCAGCAGACUCCGAGACGAAAAGUUAGCUCGGCCCUGUCCUCUGCGGAGGAGGACGAGAGGGUGCUGGCCGAGUUGAUCUUCCAGCGUGAAACGGACAGCAGCCUGGAGAGCACCCACGCCUCCCCCCUGGCCCGGCAACGCACGGUCACCCUCGACACCCAGGAGGAGGAGGAGGGGAAGGGGGAAGAAAGCGCCUCACCCUCCUCCUCCUCCAGACAUCUUAGUGCGAAGGAAGAGGAAGAGGAGGAGGAGGAGGAGGAGGUGAAGGAAGAGGAGGAGGUGACGCCAAGGAGGAGGAUACGGAAGGAUAGGGAGAUUGCCGAGAACAUUGAUGUCUUGCGAUCACUUCUGAUGGGCCACCUCAGCAGACAGCGUGAGGUCAACCACCUGCUGACCCGGGCGCCCCUGCUGGUGGGGGAAGGGCAGUCUCUCUAUCUCCAUCAGGGUGCCAGCGGAAGGAACCCAAAAUCACCAAAAGAAGGAAGGAAAGGAAAAUCUGAAGCAGGAGGAGGAGGGCAGACCAGAAGCCCCCGACAUGCACCAGAGGGGGAGGAGGGGGCAGGGAGAGCUGGAGGGGGGCUGGUGAGGCAAGGGACCUUCAAUGUGGAUGAGGAAGGGGAGGGAGAGGGUGAGGAUGGCCCUGUCGAUCUGAAUGCCACACUGGAUGGACAUUUGACAAGAACAAAGGCGGUGAAGCAGCUCAAGUGAGAGUGAGAGAGUGUGAGAGUUAGAAAGUAAGAGUGAGGGAGAGUGAGUGAGAAAGUGAGUGAGUGAGCGAGUAAGAGAGUAGAGCGAGACUUAGCAAGCUAGAGUGAGAGAGUGAGCGAGUGAGUUUUAUAAUGUUGUUGCUGCUUUCUACUACACCUACUACUACUACUACUACUACUACUACUACUACAACUAUCCCAACAACAACACAAAUAACAAAAAAAGGAAAAAAAAAAACGCGGUGACUGUGAUCGUGUAUGAUUUCCAAGUUCCUUUCUCGGCACAAUUAAAACGCAGGGUGAAUCUCGAGGGAAUGUUCGUUCGUUUGUUUGUUUGUCGUGCCGUCGCCGGGGAAAUAUGAAUUGUUUUUGUGCCGUGAAAUCGUCAUUGCGUUUCUAUUUUUGCUGCGUCGAUUGUCCUCUCUGUGCGUGCGUUUUAAGUAAGGUUAUGUGUUGCUUGAGAAGGCUGUAUAGUGUGGGUUGACAUCUUCCUGACAUCAUUAUUAUACAGUGGAGUCUCUGUUUACUGUUUCUUUCAAGGGAUUUCGUGUUAUGUUUUGUGAAUUUCUCUUCAAAGUAUUUCCUCGUAAUCACUGAUGAAAAUAAUUAUACAGUGGAGUCUCUGUUUAGCGUAUCAAGGGCUUUCGUGUUUUAUACUGUGGAUUUCUCUUCAAAGGAUUUCCUCGUAAUUGCUGCCCGAAAUAAUUAUACAGUAGUCUUUGUUUACUGUUUCUUUCAAGGGAUUUCGUGUUUAUAUUCAAUGGAUUUCUCGUAAAGUAUUUCCUCAUAAUCACCGACAGGAAUUUUUGUGAGUAUUUUCCUUCUCGCUAGUUAAAGCAUUGUACUAAGUGGCAGAAGCGCGCGUUAUGAGUAUUAUUAUAACCACUACUUAUUUCUCUAAGGCUGUUAUAUCAUGCACAAAUUUAGUAGUAAUAGGUUUUCAUGCACAAAGGUUACGGUAGAUCUCUUUAUUAUUGGCAUAUCGGUCUUGUUAUGUGAUAGCACUGCACGUCAAUCAUUUAUUUUUACUCCUAAAGCUGCAUUCACACGCAGCUGAUUUAGCGUUGUGUUUGGUCCCCAUCAGUGAAGAUGGCACAAAACUGACUGUGAUGGUGUAUGAUUUCCAAGUUCCUUUCUCGGCACAAUUUAAACGCAGGGCGAAUCUUAAGGGAUUGUUCGUUCGUUUGUUUGUUUUUUGGUGUGCCGUCGCUGGGGAAAUACUAAUUGUUUCAGAGCCGUGAAAUCGCCAGUGCGUUGCUAUUUUUGCUGCGUCGAUCGUGGCCAUGGUCAGCGGUAAACAUGGGCAGGCGUGUAGGGUUGCCAUUGAGCAGUUUUUUUAGCAUGUUAAAAAAAUUGGGGUUGGUUGACACCAGACAGUUGUCGGAAAUCAGCGUUGAACAGGAUAAAAAUGCCGUCGGGCAGGAGUGAGCCUCUGUCUGGCAGCAUCAAGGCGGGAGUGAGCCUCUGUCUGGCAGCAUCAAGGCGGGAGUGAGCCUCUGUCUGGCAGCAUCAAGGCGGGAGUGAGCCUCUGUCUGGCAGCAUCAAGGCGGGAGUGAGCCUCUGUCUGGCAGCAUCAAGGCGGGAGUGAGCCUCUGUCUGGCAGCAUCAAGGCGGGAGUGAGCCUCUGUCUGGCAGCAUCAAGGCGGGAGUGAGCCUCUGUCUGGCAGCAUCAAGGUGGGGGUCCGGUGCCGUGGGGUCAUGCUCAAGCUAAAGAUGGCAUGGUACGGGGUGGUGUUGUCCAUGCCUGAUCCUGUUACUCAUUAUUACCAAAGCGAAUAUGAACACAAAUAACCAGUCCAUUCUUGGUUGCGACUGAACUGCGCGCUAAAUUGGCAAUAUGUGAACCCAGCUUGAUGUGUUUAGUGUCUUUAUCAGCACAUGUGGAACUACAGUGUUGCCCAUUGCUAGGCCGUUUCUGUUUGUUCAUGGACACAAGUUCGCAUAUCAUCCUUAUGUAAUAGCAAUGCAUGGGAGUUUAAUAUCAUGCUUUUGCCUCUUAAAUUUAGUAUGUAUUUAUCCUACUUUUUGCUCUUAAGUUUAGUAUAGCUUCAAUGCACAAGGACCUGCUUUAGUGGUCAUGUAGGUAGCUGCAUUAUUUAUUUAUUAUUGGCAAGUUCUGAUGUGAUAGCAAUGCAUGUGAAUCCUAUCGUGUUUUUUGCCUCCUAAAUUCAGCAUAUCAUUAAAUUUAGUAUUGCUUUAACGCACAAGGACAUGUUUUUUUAGCUUUACAUAGGUAGCUUAUUUUAUUUAUAGGCAAGUCCUGAUGUGAUAGCAAUGCAUGUGAAUCCUAUCGUGUUUUUUGCCCCCUAAAUUCAGCAUAUCAUUAAAUUUAGUAUUGCUUUAACGCACAAGGACAUGUUUUUUAGCUUUACAUAGGUAGCUUUUUUUAUUUAUAGGCAAGUCCUGAUGUGAUAGCAAUGCAUGUGAAUCCUAUCCAAUUUUUUGCCUCCUAAAUUCAGCAUAUCAUUAAAUUUAGUAUUGCUUUAACGCACAUUUUUAGCUUUACAUAUGUAGCUUCCUUUUGUAUUUAUUAUAGGCAAGUCCUGAUGUGAUAAUGCAUGUGAGUUGAUAUCCUACUUAUUGCCUCUUGAAUUUCGUAUAUCUUCAAUGUACAUAACCUGUAUUUUUCAUCCAAUUUUCCUUAUUUCUUCAAGGCAUGCAAGUCUCUGCCCUGCUCAGUGUUGCGUAGUUUUGCUGCUGUUGGUUUUCGCAGUGACGGCAAGACUCGCUCAGCCAAAUUUUGAUACAGCGAUUCAUAUUUCACGCUGCUGGUUUUUACUUUCUUCUUCAGUGGUUCAGCGAGCAUUUGUAUUUUUACCAUUGAAGUUUUGCUGUUGGUUUUCGUAGCGACACCAAGACUUGUUCGGCCAAAUUUUGAUACAGCGAUUCAUAUUCUACGCUGCAGGUCUCUUCUUCAGUGGUUCAGCGAGGUUUUCUAUUAUUAUCGUCAAAGUUUUGCUGUUGUUUUAUGUAGCGAUGGCAAGACUCGUUCAGCCAAAUUUCAUACAUUGAUUCAUAUUUUACGCUGCUGGUUUUUUAGUUUCCUCUUCAGUGGUUUAGCGAGCCUUCAUGUUGUUAUCGUUACACUCAUAAAUGUCUCGGUAAUCAUAAUUUUGUCUCGGUCUUAUUGUCAUUGUGUUAGGGGGAAGUUCAUGUUCAUUUAGCCUCUAGUAUUACUGCUAAGAUGAUCGUUAACAUCUCUUAGUAAUCAUCAUUGUUUCUCC
This is a messenger RNA of Eriocheir sinensis (Chinese mitten crab), 6739 nucleotides long. RefSeq names its product serine/arginine repetitive matrix protein 1-like. The transcript is spliced from 14 exons. The record is from RefSeq and is a predicted model, not a curated record. NCBI's taxonomy places the organism in Eukaryota, Metazoa, Arthropoda, Malacostraca, Decapoda, Varunidae. The coding region runs from base 577 to 3516 and encodes 979 amino acids.